CUUGGCGAAGAGAGCGGCUCGCGAGGCGAAUGAUGCGCUGCUCAACCUCACCCAAUAAGCGGAAGGUUAAUGUUCGCAAGAUGGGUGCAAAGCUGGAUUAGAAGUGCGUUAAAAUAUUUUUCCAUUUCUCGCGCAUCAGUUGAUUGGGGUAUUCAAAUGCCUAACCAUCUCAAUCCUUUGCUUAAGCUUCAACAAGAACUUAUCAUUGUCUUCCUCAGCUGUCUUCAGCAACCUCUCCAACAAGUUGCUCUUCUUUGUCAACCCAAGAUUCCUGAUAUUAACCUCUGUUAUCUUGCCAUCUUCUUCGGCAAGAAUGCCCUGCUGAAUACGCAAGUAUGUUGGGAGCUUUUCAAGUGCAGCCCUCACUAUCAACAGUCGGUGGUGAAAAGGCUGAAGGAAGUGGUGGCGGAGAAACGAGAGUUUGAGCAGCAAAUGGAGAACGUGCAGAGGGUAGGACAGCAUCUGAAUGUCAUUCCACUUCGUGCAUAUUACUACUCAAAAGAUGAGAAGCUCCUUAUAUGA
This is a messenger RNA of Eucalyptus grandis, 522 nucleotides long. RefSeq lists its product as uncharacterized. Lineage: Eukaryota; Viridiplantae; Streptophyta; Magnoliopsida; Myrtales; Myrtaceae. The transcript has 2 exons. The coding region runs from base 70 to 522 and encodes 150 amino acids. The record is from RefSeq and is a predicted model, not a curated record.